AAUUUAUUUAAUUUUUUAUUAUAUUAUUUCAUAGAGAUAUCUUAUUAUAAAAAGUCAAUAAAACAAAUAAUCAAUAUGGUGGCACAUUAUGAUGAAAAUUUACUUUCUGAUAUGUUGCCGGUAUAUUAUACAAGAUUAUUCCCUCAAAACAUUUUCUGCAGAUGGCUUGCUUGUGGAAAUAGUCCACAGCCCCUUUCUAAUAGAGAAUUGUCUUUUACACUGGCUGAUGAUGUUUAUAUACGAUAUUUAUCUAUAAGCAAUCAGAAGGAAUUUCAAGCAUUGCUUCAAAAGAAAUGUCCAUAUAAAUUGGAUAUUGGCGCUGUUUAUAAUAAUAAACCUUCCAUUUCAAGGCAUGAUGCUGUAGUGCUUGCUAGAGAGUUAGUGUUUGAUAUAGAUUUAACUGAUUAUGAUGAAGUCAGAACAUGUUGUCAAGAGGCUAAAGUUUGUGAUAAAUGCUGGAAAUUUAUGGUCAUUGCCUGUGAAAUCAUUCAUACAUCGUUAAAGGAUGACUUUGGUUUCCAGAAUAUUCUUUGGGUAUUUUCUGGAAGACGUGGGAUUCAUUGUUGGGUGUCUGAUUUUGAAGCAAGAACACUAGACAGCCCAGGAAGAGGAGCAAUUGCUGAUUAUCUGUGUUUAAUUAUAGGUGGAGAUAAUCAGAACAAAAAAGUUCACUUGGGAGUAGACAAUCUUCAUUCAAGCAUCAGAAGAUCUAUUGGUAUCAUUGACAAAUAUUUUGAUGAAGUAAUGCUGGAUCAAGAGUUUAUAGGAACACCAGAACGGUUACAGAAGUUAUUGAAAAUGAUUCCAGAUGAAACUUUAAGAGAUAUAGUUGAAAAUAAUUUAACAAAAAUGCCGCAAUCAUCUUUGGAGAGAUGGAAGUCAUUUGUUAAUAUUUAUGAUACAUAUUUAAGAGAAAAUGGCAAUGCAAUUCGCAAGAUAAAGUAUUUAUUAGAAGAAAUUAAAAUACAAUACUGUUAUCCACGAUUAGAUGUUAACGUUACAAAAGGAUUUAAUCAUCUUCUGAAAUCGCCCUUCAGUAUACAUCCCAAAACUGGGAAAGUUUCAGUAGUAUUUAAACCAAAUAAUGCAAGAAAUAUGAAAUUAGAUGAAAUACCAACAAUAUACACUUUACUUGAUGACAGCUCUCCAGACAAUGUACAACAUCAGAACAACAUGAGGAGUGCAGUGAAAAUUUUUCAGGAAGUAGUUUUCUCUUUAGAGAAAGCAGAAGCAAUGAGAAGAAGAAAUGAUGCUAAUACUACUCUGGAAUUCUGAAGAGAUAUAAGAAUUUGAGACAACUUUUGAAAUAAAUUUUACAAUAUAAAUCUAACAGAUCUUGUUUAUUUGUGUAUAAAAAUAGUUUUUCAAUUAACUCAAAGAACAAUUUAAUAAAAUUUCAAUUACCCCAUUCUACACUACACUACACUCAUGUUUUACACGAUUCACUCUAUACCAUGAAACAAAAUACAUGUACAUGAAAUAAAAUAUUUUAUCAUUGAAAAAAUUAUAAAAUAUAUCAUCUAUUAAAAGCAGAUUUAUUUUAAGUCGGAAAUAUUAUGUUCUUGUUUAGGCUUUACAAACUAUUAUUCAAUUAUUUGUUGAACUUAAUGUGGUUACAUUUGCAGUUUUAAAAUUUAUAAACAAUUGAACAUUUCUAGUUCAAAGCUAGUGUGCUUUAUUUUCAAUCACAUAUAUUUUGUUCUGCAUUAAGUCAAGUAGUUGAUAUAUAAGAAAAUCUAUUAAGCCAUUUAAAUGCUGUUAUGGUUAUCUCUUAGUUGUAAUAUAGUUAUUUUAGGUGCUAAUUAUAACGUAGUAGGGAAUUUAUUUCUUCAUUGUGAGACUGCUUCAUAUAGAGCAACUUAGUGCUACGUUUAAGAAAUCUUCAAAUCCUAUGGUAACUGUUCCAUUUUGCUGAGUGUCACGCUUUCUAAAGGCUUCCGUGAAACGUUGAAUUUGAACACAUAAUACAAUAAAGCUAUCCACUGAAAUUUUUCCUUCUUUCGAAUCACUUCUCUUAGCUAAGAAGUUUAUGAAUUCAGGCGAAAACCGAAAUCCCAUUUGGUUUAGUGCUAAAAUAUAAAAAAAAUGUGACUGUUAGACAAAUGUAUUGUGGGCGAUAAAAUUUUAGAAAUAAUUUACAAGUAUAUAUAAUUUUUAUACCCUUAGACAACUCUUGUUCAUCAAUUUGCCCUGAUUGAUCUACGUCAUACGUUUUAAAAACAGCUAACCAUUGGUUGAUAUAGGUAUAUAAUUUGUCGAAUUCUUCAACAUUGAUGUGCCCAGAACGAUCCUUGUCAAACAUGCCUGAAAGAAUACAAAAAAAUUAGUAAGGCCAUAGAUAGAAAACAUAGGACAGAAUUCUAAAACAAUAAUUAAGAGUGGAAGACAUAAAUGUCUAUUGUGUGUGUGGCAACCAUACAAGACAUUGUUAGUUUUGUGUUAGGCGAAAUUACCAAACACAACCAUUCCGCCCCGCUCGAUCCCUUCGACUCAAAAGUUGCAGGUUCAUAUGACACUACACAAUGUACGCAUUCACAUAGUGAUACAAUAAUACACUAAUAGGAUAACUGUUGGGACGUGCCGCGUCCACAGACAGGCUCGACACGCACCCUUCCACACUACGUACAUUUUACACCCCCUGUACGGUUCUCAGUUCCCGAUCGACUGACAAGUUAAACUGUCAAUAAUUGGCCUGUUACUUACAUGUUAGUAAAUUAGUAACAGGCCACUGAAAUUUGUAAAUUCUAUGGAGUUUUCGAAUGUAAAAAAAAAGUACUUAUUAUC
Messenger RNA from Parnassius mnemosyne (clouded apollo), 2784 nucleotides. NCBI's taxonomy places the organism in Eukaryota, Metazoa, Arthropoda, Insecta, Lepidoptera, Papilionidae. The record is from the annotation of a GenBank genome assembly.